GGAAAAUAAAUUAGUCUGAAAAUUUUCCAUGAAAAGCAAAGGAGAAAUUUUUGAAGAUAUAAAAUGUGAAUAUAGUGUCCAAUAGUGAGAAAUCGACUGUCUGGAGAGUACACAGCACAUAAUAACAACAACAACAACAAAAAAAAAGACCGAAUGAACUUUAGUGAGAAAAAUCAAAAAAAUGAACAAGUUAAUUUGCUUCAAUUGUGAAAAUUGUACGCAAAACGGAAUAAAAUUGAAAGUAUUUCUCAAUCACGAAAACGUAUAGAAAGCAAUGUAAUAAGCCACAAGAAUCAUGAGAUUAAUGAGAAUAUUAAUCGUAUUAAUUUUGUGCGUUAAGAGCUUAUAUCGAGCUCUUCCGGUCCAAUCGAAAGCAUUGGAGAAUAUCGACGAUCAAUUAUUUUGGCAGGCUGCAUGGUUCUCCGAAGACCGUAAGCCAGCAUCGCCAUUUACGAGCGAUUCAAAGAAAAUUACAGCAAAGUCAAUUUUUAUUACACCAAAUUUUAUAAAUCAACCAGCUCCAUAUUGUCCAGAUGGAUAUCGAGUCGAUAAUGGAAAGUGUAUUAAGAUUAUUAACAUUCAUCAGACAUCGGAAGAGAUGUUAGCAACACGACUCUCGAGUCUUAUUACGACAGACGAUACAACAAAUUUCGAUUAUGAUUAUGAUUCAUUUGAGGAUGAGCCGAACAAUGAACAGAAUCAAGAGGACAUAAAAUUGCCACUUGUGCCAAUACUCCACGAGAGUAACGAAGACGAAACAGAUAGUAAUAGUAAUAUUAAUGCCAAAAAUGUAACAGUUAAGGAAUAUGGAACUGAAGUGACAACCGACAAUCCAUUUAUGUCAUCAAGCACAUUUCAUGACUUUCGUACAGAAAAUAAAACAGACUCUGUUGAAAUUAUUAUCACAACUUUAUCAAGCGAUGAUGAUGUGAGCGACACAACAUAUGAGCAUGACAAUCCAACAAUAAAACCAUCUGUGGAUGAAUUUCAUGAGAAUUCAAAUGACGAUGAUGUAAAUGAGAAUUUCAGCUCAACCUUUUCAAAUACUACGACUUCCCCACAGCAAAUCGAUCCAACAACAACAACGACAACGACAGAAGCAGCAAUAGCAUUAGAGUACGAAAACAUAACAGAAAAAAUGAGCUCAAAUGAGAACGAAACAUCAGUUAUGCAAGAUCUUAGCAAUGAAGAUAACCAGAACGUUGAACCAUCAUUCUUAUUACUGCCACUGGCUGUUGAAACUCUUGAGAGAGAGAAUUCUACAAAAAAUAAUAAUAAUUUCACAAUCAUAGACAGCAACAGCACAAUAAACAUAAAAAAUAGUAGUUACGAUGUCGACGAUGAUGAUGAUGAAAUUUUAUCAAAUUCCACUGUGCUCGAUUUCAAUGAGAAUUCGCAAACGGAAGAGUCAAUUAUUGAGAGCAGUGAUACAAUUAAUUUUGACGAUACAAGUUUCUUAGUCAACGAUUCACUCAUCAUGAUUGAUAAUGCAUCAUCGAUACUGAAUAGUAGUAGUGACUAUGACGACUAUAUUACAACAAUAGAUCCGUUUAUGAAGGAAGAUCAAACAACAUUACAGACUAGUGAUGAUAGUGAUAAUGUUUCAAUCAAGACAUCAACAACCGAUGAGAAUACUUCAAUCACAGAUGAAGAUAAGACAUCAGCAUUUAAGUACGAGACUACAUCAUAUUACAGUCUCGAUGAUCGACAGAAUAGCAAUGGAAAUGAUGAAACAAAUAAAUUCGUUUAUCAUCAUCAUGUACCAACAGCAGCAACAACAGCAACAACAAUAGAGACCUCAACGCAGUCUGUAAAAGGAAAUAAAUUGAAAUUUCCAGAUGAAGAAAUUAAUAAUCGUGUGAGAUUUCCUGAUGAUUAUAACAAUAAUAAUGAUGAGAUUGUUACAACUUCAUCGAGAAUUCAAUCGAGAUUAAUACCAUCAUCCUCAACGUCAGCUACAUCGAGAUUUUCAUGGCCACGUGACAACAAUCAUAGGUUAACAACAAAUAUCUUUCAAUAUUGGAAUCAACAGCCAUUGUUGGAGGACUAUCAGCGAGCAAGAGAAAAUUCAAAGAGCUUUCGAGCCGAUGAUUUCUUUCCGUAUACGAGAAAAGUGCAAAUUGUGACACCACAACGAUAUAAUUAUUAAGUAAGAAUCAUUUUAUGGGGAGGGGGACUGUUCGUAAAUGAUGUCUAGCAUUGGAAACCAUAUUGGUUUUUUAUAUCUAGCCCCUCAUGAAACAAUGUCCUUAACUUUUAGAUAGAGAGCAAGUCUCAUUGUAGUUGAC
Messenger RNA from Chironomus riparius, 2288 nucleotides. Lineage: Eukaryota; Metazoa; Arthropoda; Insecta; Diptera; Chironomidae. The record is from the annotation of a GenBank genome assembly.